Messenger RNA from Entrophospora sp. SA101, 120 nucleotides. The record is from the annotation of a GenBank genome assembly. Lineage: Eukaryota; Fungi; Glomeromycota; Glomeromycetes; Entrophosporales; Entrophosporaceae.
AUGAGUUCUACAACAAAAAAAGAUGCAAUUAGACGUAAAUUAGUUAUAGUUGGAGAUGGUGGUUGUGGCAAAACUUCUUUACUGUCUGUUUUCACAUUAGGUAGAUUUCCACAGACGUGA